AUGUCGGAGCAAGAGAAGAUUCAGGAAUGUCUGAGGAAGGAGAUAAGGUCCCUCCUCAUCUCCACCAAAGAUGGUUUGACCCCGCAGCAGCUGGAAAGGGAGUACUUGUCAAUGGUGGGUAAUCACCUGCCUCUCCGAAUCCUGGGUUAUCGGUCCACCAUGGAGCUGGUGUUGGAUAUGCCUGAUGUGGUAAGCCUCUGCCCCUGUGGAGAUGGCACCGUGAUCCUCAAAGCCAUUCCAGAUGAAACAACCAAAGGAAUAGCAAGUUUGGUUGCAAAACAAAGGAGUAGUAACAAACUUCGAAAUUCCACACAGAAAGGAAGAGCAAAUGUUGGUUCUAGUUCUGGUCCUCGUCGGAGACUACCUUACCGGGGAAGGAUACCCCCCAUUCUUCCAGCUGUGGUAAAGAGAACACCUAUAGUAAGGACACAUUUGCCAGAACCUGUCUCAACUACUGAGCCACUGAAUCAGCCACAUGCAGUGAAAAUUGCAGAAUUGAAUGGCAUGGAGACAUCUUCUUUGGAUCAGUCUGAGAAAUUAAACCAGCUGGAAAAUACAUUCAAAUCAGUGAUUGCACAAAUUGGACCAGGAGGGACCAUCAGUUCAGAACUGAAGAAGAAAAUAAAAUUUGUUGCAUCCAAAUUUCCGCAAGGAUUGCUUAUUUCUAAGCUGCUUGGAGAGUUUGAGGCAGUUUUUAAAGAGCCACUUUCACCGAAGAGAUUAGGGUUUUUAAACGUGGCAGAGCUUGUUGGGUCUCUUAGUGACAUUCUGCAUGUUGAGUUCAGGGAAGGUGAACAAGACUUGCUGGUGUUUGAUGCAGAGAUGAAGCAUUUGACCACAGAUGUGACUAUUUUACCUUUCAAUGAUGAAUGUUUGGUCCAAUUAGAUAAGAAAAUAGAAGGCAAAGCCAAUAUCUCCAGUCCCCCCAGAAAUUACCUGUCAUCUCCAGAUGUUAAGGACACUGCCUGGAAUAAUUCUCUGGAAAAUCAUAGAAAUGUAGAAGAGAAGGUCUGCAGGAAAUUCAGCCUGGUCACAAAGCCUAUGCCCCUGCAUAUGGGAAUGAAACAAUCACAGCUCAACCUGGAGAUGUCAGGAUAUGAGAUCCCACCAGAUGCUGUGCAGAACAGAAAACUCUGCAGCCUUCCACCAUUAGAUAGCAGUACCCUAGUAGGGGUCUUUGUAGAGUAUAUAAUCUCUCCUAGUCAGUUUUAUAUCCGAAUCUAUAGCAGAGAUUCAUCAGAGUUACUUGAGGAUAUGAUGAUUGAAAUGAGGCGUUGCUAUUCCAAUCAACUGGUAUCUGAUCGCUAUAUUAUGCCAGAAUCUUUUAUCCAACCUGGCCAUCUCUGUUGUGUAAGGAUUUCUGAGGAUAAGUGGUGGUACCGAGUCAUUAUUCAUCGAGUUCUUGGGAAGCAAGAAGUUGAGGUGUUCUACCCAGAUUUUGGAAAUUUGGGAACUGUUCAGAAGUCCUCUCUGAGGUUUCUCAAGUGCUGCUACAUCAAGCUUCCUGCUCAGGCCAUUCCUUGUUCCCUGGCUUGGGUGAGACCCAUAGAGGAGCAUUGGACACCUCAAGCAAUUUUGCAGUUCCAGAAGCUGUGUGGCUUGAAGCCAUUGGUGGGAGUAGUGGAUGAAUAUGUUGAUGGAGUCCUCAAUCUCUUUCUGUGCGACACAUCGUCAAACGAAGACAUCUAUUUCCAUCAUGUCCUGAGAGCAGAAGGCCAUGCCAUUGUCUGCCGAGAAAAUGUCCCAUCUAAGGGUUUCAGAGAGCUCAACCCCUUAGCCUUGUACACGAAAUGCAGUCCAAGGCCUGAAGAACCUGGUUUGACAGAACUGGAUCUUCCUUCCCAUCAGCAUUAUUUUAAUGAAGACCAAGAAAUAACAAGCCCAGAAAAUGAAUUUGAGACCUAGGUUUUACUAGAGUAUCCUAUUGAGAUGCCGUACCUUGAAUCAGUGUCUAUAGGUGAUGAUGUUUGGGAUGAAAACUGGUUGCCUCUGCAGACUGACAGAGAGAAGAGAAAUGGGAAUGCCUCACUUUUAUUUACAUCAGGACUUGAUGGAAGGAAGCAGUGUCAGCCAUGCAAAGAAUCACUGCAGAAGGGAUGGUGUUCUGCUGCUGAAGAACUAUGGAAUGCUGCGUGGCAGAAUUCAGAGUCAGAGAAUGAUAUGAAGAUUGAACUUAAAACAUCAGAAUUCCAGGAACAGGGUGCUCAGGAAGCUAUCACUGACACAGCCAAGAACCACAAGCAGCUAAAUCUAGAAGAUUCUUCAGAUUUUUCCACACUGUCCAAAUCAUUGGAAGAGUUCUACAUCUCUCUGAUCCAUUCUCAGCAGUCAGCAGAAUUAAACCAUUCUGAGCCUGGUUGUGUUCAAAUUCUGCCAAAGCAAAUCCAGCUUUCUACAGCAGCAGUUACCUGUAAUUUACUUCCCACAGUGGUUGAUUCCCAGGAGAAGCACACUGGUUUAAAGGAAGCUACUCCAGGAAAUAUGAAGAAUGAAGAUUCCUCCAGCCACCAUGCCCUUGCGAUGUUCAAAGACACAACCUGUGCCCAACAAGGAUCCAUGGAACAGAUCUCUUUUAUACUCUCUCCUGAGCACAGUGUGUCCCAGAAACUCUUCAUUCCUCGAAGCACAGCAACAGCAGCAUUAGGAGCUGCAGCCCGUCUCGCCAUGUCUAGUAGCCUUCUACAUUGGUAUCCCAGGUUAAGAAGAAUGGAAGCAUGAGGGGAGGAGAAAGGAGGAUAAAUAAACUAGAUGCGGUUAGAUGGGUUAAGCAUUAGUAUUCUCCAUAUCCAAAAUGAAGAAGUACCAAGGCAAAAUGACUUACCGUAGUUGAUGUAUCCUGCCUUUUCCUUAUUGUGUGACUGUACAUUGGCUCUCUCAU
Vombatus ursinus (common wombat) is the source of this 2878-nucleotide messenger RNA. RefSeq names its product tudor domain containing 5 (gene TDRD5). The record is from RefSeq and is a predicted model, not a curated record. Lineage: Eukaryota; Metazoa; Chordata; Mammalia; Diprotodontia; Vombatidae. The transcript is spliced from 17 exons. Gene Ontology annotation, biological process: spermatogenesis.